AUGCGCACUAUGAACUUCUUCAAAUCAUUCAACUACUCCCCCAUUAAUCAGAACGAAGAAGAAACUUUACCUCCUCCAGUCACUGAAACUCAACAGAAUGGUUCAUUCAAGACCAGAUUACAGAAAUUGAAUCCCUUCAAGUCCAAUUCUAUCUACUUAGAAGAUGAUGAGAAUUAUGUCACGUCAAAUCCCGGAUACUUUGAAUUAUCCAAAUGGGAUAGAAUGUUAAUUUUUGCUUUAACUUUUGGGGGUUCAGUAUGUUGUUAUUUGAUUUGUAUAUUUUUAUUCCCUAUAUUAUCAUUGAAACCUCGUAAAUUUGCUAUAUUAUGGUCAAUUGGGUCAAUGCUUUUCUUAAUAAGUUUCGGAGUCCUACAGGGAGUUAAACCAUAUUUACUUCAUUUAUUUAGUUCUACCAGAAUCAUUUUUUCCGUGGUUUUCAUAACUAGUAUUAUAAUGACGAUUUAUUGUAGUGUGGGAUUGAAAAGUACAUUGUUAUCCAUUAUAUUUGCUAUCGUUCAAUUGAUUAGUGCUAUAUGGUAUACCGUUAGUUAUUUCCCAUUAGGUAGACAAACAUUGAAUUUAGCUACUAACGUAGCAUCUUCUCAAGUAACUUCUUGGAUGACUUCAUAA
Molecule: messenger RNA, 630 nt
Organism: Yamadazyma jaroonii
Lineage: Eukaryota; Fungi; Ascomycota; Pichiomycetes; Serinales; Debaryomycetaceae
Source: the annotation of a GenBank genome assembly